AUGUCACGGGUUGUGAAAGUGUUUCGGACCUUGCGUAGUCAUUGGAAGAAGUCCACGUUUGCAGUGUGCGUCCUAUCUUACGGAAGUCACUGGCUUUAUGGUAAAUAUUGUGACAAAAUGGUGCGAAGAGAGGCGUGCCUAGAAGCAAGGGAAUUUGGGCGCCAGUUAAUUGCGCCAAGUGAAGGUUUAAAGAAAGCUACAGUGAUCCUGAACCCUGCAGCUUGCAAUGGGAAAGCCAACAGUUUGUUUGAAAAGAAUGCUGCCCCAAUCUUACAUCUGGCUGGCAUUGAGGUUACAGUGGUCAAGACAGAUUAUGAAGGUCAAGCCAAAAAAAUGAUGGAUUUCAUGGAAAGCACAGAUAUGCUGAUUGUGGCCGGAGGAGAUGGUACUUUGCAGGAAGUCAUCACAGGUUUGCUACGGAGGUCAGAUCAAGAUUCAUUCAGUCGCACACCGAUUGGAUUCAUUCCACUUGGCACUCGUAACGCCGUGAGUGCCAGUCUUCACAUCAUUAGUGACAACAAGGUCAAGGACAUUACGUCAGCGACACUGUCUAUCCUGAAGGGGGAAACCGUGCCUCUGGAUGUACUACAAAUCGAAGGGGAACGAGAGAAGCCCGUCUUCGCUUUGACAGGACUGCGUUGGGGUGCUUUUCGAGAUGUUUCUGCAACUAUUAGCAAAUAUUGGUAUCUUGGACCAUUGAAGACAAAUGCUGCUCAUUGGUUUCGCACCCUUCGGGAGUGGCCCUUACUAUGUGACGUCACAGUGAACUAUUUGGCUCCCACCCUUCGGCCCCCUGACUUGCCUCCUCAUAAGCCCCCCCGACCCAACUUGCUCUACCGAAUCAUCCGCCGGCUGAGAAACUACUGGAAUCCACCCCCAGGAGAGCCUCCCAAAACAGAAGAACCGGAGCAAUGGGAGGAACAGAAGCUAUCUUCAGUCGAGCUGUUUAUUCAAACGCAUAACAAGAACCCUGUUGAGCACCGCAUAAAUGACUCCAUGAUGAUCUGUGCGGAGUCCCAAAACUUCACCGUUGGUGAAUUCAUCACUGUCGGAAACCAAAAACAUAACGAUCCAAGUGUCUUCUCUGCAAACGCCACAAAACUAGAAGCUAGCGCUUGCCGGCUGAAGCUACCAGAGGUCACGGGUGGUUUCUUUAACAUCGACAACGAAGAGUUUGAGGCCAUGCCUGUGGAGAUAAGGCUGUUGCCACGGAAACUACAUUUUUUCAUGAGUGCAGAGCGCAGACAACAGCUUCUGUCACAGAUGCAGUGA
This is a messenger RNA of Nerophis lumbriciformis (worm pipefish), 1272 nucleotides long. The record is from RefSeq and is a predicted model, not a curated record. NCBI's taxonomy places the organism in Eukaryota, Metazoa, Chordata, Actinopteri, Syngnathiformes, Syngnathidae.